AUGUUGGACGAGUCCAGACAUCGUAUAUGCGAGGAAACUCCCUUGCUAGGCCACGACCACGCGCCUGAGUCCGGCCGGUUCACCCGCGCACGAUGGGUCCUCAUCGCCUUAAGCUUAGGCAUCAUCGCAGUGAACUUUGGCUCUUAUCUGGCCAUGGCUCCACAGAUACAAAUAUUCGAGUCUAUCAUCUGUCAGAAACUGCACCCCGAAACUGCACUUCUUACCACCAAGGAGCGGAAUGCCAGAUGCAAGGCCCCCGAUGUCCAGGGUGAGCUGGCGCUCGUCAAUGGCUGGAAGGAGACGCUCGAUACGCUGCCGGGGAUAUUUCUAGCUCUUCCCUUUGGCCUGGUGGCUGAUCAAGCGGGACGGAAGAGAGUGCUGAUGUUGAGUUUGAUUGGCCUGACUAUGGAAGAGGUGAUGGUGCGGAUUAUUGCAUGGUACAGCGCAUUUAUUCCCCUGCGGACGGUGUGGUUCAUGUCGUUAUUCCAGAUCUGCGGUGGUGGCUCCCAGAUUGCCAUAUCUAUGAUUUUCACGAUGAUAACUGAUGUGUUUCCGGUGGAGAAGCGGGCGAAUAUCUUUUUUAUCAUUGGUGCAUCAACACAGGUAUCUGAGAUUGUCGCAAGCCCUCUGAGUGCCUGGCUCAUGUCCUGGACACCCUGGCUUCCGUACUUCCUGGGAGUACUUUUCAUGCUUUGUGGCCUCUGUGCCCCCAUAGCUGUACCGGAGACGCUGCCGAAGUCGACCGAACUGAGCGAGCCUGGCACUGAAGAUGAUGAGGCGGAUGAUAACGCUCCAUGGACAGUCCGUCACCGUCUAACGGCCGUCUUGCGUCGCGCCAGGCAUCAGAUCAUGCAUCACAGCCGGUUCAUCUUCACUGAACGCAACAUUGUUUGUAUCUCCAUCGCCCUUCUGACGGCAAAUGUGGCUAUCCAGUCGCUUGUGAUCACGCUACAAUACGUCUCGAAGCGCUUCUCGUGGUCCAUGGCAGAGGCAAGCUUUCUCAUCUCUUUGAGAGGACUAAUGAACCUAUCCACCCUACUCCUCAUCCUCCCCGCCCUCUCCAAAGUCCUAGACAGAUUACUUCCCCCGACUCGCCGAGACCUGCGCAUCUCCGCAGGGAGCGUCCUCACAAUCGCCGUCGGACACGUCGUCAUGGCACUAGCCGCCAGUCCUACAGUCUUCGCUGUAGGGCUAUCGAUCUCCUCGCUGGGAAUGGGUUUCGUCCCCGCGCUACGCAGCGUUGCCACGGCAUUGGUGGAUGAGGCCGAGAUAGGCCUUUUGGGGACGACAAUUGCCCUGACCCAGAGCAUAGGUGCAAUCAUCGCGGGACCGAUGAUGGCAGGCACGUUCAAGUUCAGUAUGAGGUUGCACGGGAUAUGGCUUGGUCUUCCGUAUAUGGCGGCGACUGCACUCGUUCUGAUAGCCUGUUGGGCCACUUUGAUGAUUAGAGUGCCUCGGUCGAUGUAG
Messenger RNA from Aspergillus lentulus, 1467 nucleotides. Lineage: Eukaryota; Fungi; Ascomycota; Eurotiomycetes; Eurotiales; Aspergillaceae. The record is from RefSeq and is a predicted model, not a curated record.